CCUUUCCUUCUUCCUUGGGCCAUACAUAUCCAGACCAAUCCAUCAUUACCUCCCUGUGUUUCAAGUUGCAUUUUUUAUGGUUUUUCUUUGCGCUCACAUGCACACAUCCUGACGUUCUCCGGUUCCAUUUCAAUACGGGUUUCCCUGUUCCUGUGCGAUCGGAUCGUUUUUUGUCCGUUUUACAUUUCGUUCCUUUAAAGUUAAUCGCACACAACGGAAAACGGUGGAACCUCGGCGAUUCUAGUCACUCGACAGAAGCUUUAGAUCAAGAAGCCGAGACGCGCGUAGUUAAUAACCGUCAAAACAUUACAUAAAACCAACGACGCCGCGGUUUGGUAAACUGAACAAAAAAAAAACGAACAUAACGACGAAACGCAGUGCAAUUGAAAAUCAGUGAAACGAAACAAAUGCUUAAGCCGUUUAAAGUUGUUGAAAUUUUGUAGAGAUGCUAACUAGUGAAAGCAAAAGGUGAAAAUAAAUCGAGCCCAAGUGUGUGGUUUGCCAAGCAAUGAGAAUCGGAAAAAGUAAAGUGUUGAACUAGCCAGCGAUAGUAAAAAGUGUUAGAAGAAAACAAAAAAAACUGCUUAUCAAAACCCCCUCGCAAAAAUCGAUUCAUUGAUGCGUGCACAGUAAAAUGGCCUCAUCUCCUACGCCAUCGCUAGAAUCGUUACCCGGUGCAUCAAACUCGAUUGGAUCGUACGGUGAGCCUACUGACUACCUAUCGGACUCGCCUCUGACCACCCUAAGCGGUUCGGCAACAGGAUCAUCGCCCCCGGCCAGUGAUAGCGCCAUCUGUGACGACUACGUAACCGCGUCCAGUCUCGAAUCGGCCCAGUCCAACAGUUCUGAAUCGUUGUUUCCCCGGUGCACCGGCUGCAAAAGCAAACAGUCGGAUGCUGUAGCCAAGUGUAUCGAUUGUGUAAAUUUCCUGUGUUCCAACUGUGUCACUGCUCAUCAAUUUAUGCACUGUUUUGACGGACAUUCCGUGUUUCGUUUUGGAAAUUCGUCAUCCAGUACCGGUUCCACGACCGGCACAACGACAACAAUCGCAAACGGUGGUGUUUUAGGUGGCCUAGAGGGAAGCCUGCUGGCCAACAACAUACUGAAUAGUAGUAAAAUAAUGAACGGAUUCGAGCCAUCCCCACAUCGAUUGACCUCGCUGAAUCUGACGAUCAAAGACGACACCAGCAGUCUGGUGAAGUCCAUCAUGAACAAUGUGAUAACACCGCCAACGUCCAACGGAACCGGUGGUGGAAUCAACCUACCCAUUACCACCGUCAACCAGCUCAACAGUCAGCUAUCGGCCCUGAACGUAAACGGUAUCGAAAUGAACGGCCCAAACAAGCCAAACUACUUCUGCAAACGCCACACCAACGAACUGCUCAAGUUCUUCUGCCGAACCUGCAGCGUUCCCGUCUGCAAGGACUGCAUGCUUAUGGAACAUCCGAAUGGGGUGCACGAAUGUGAACACAACCCGGAUUCGACCCCAAAACAGAUUGAAAAUCUUUUGCACACCGUCAGCGAGGUUCGCGCCAAGGCGACGGAACUGCGGGCACUGAUCAAAAACGUUGAACACAGUAGCCAGCGCAUCCAGGGGCAAUACCACAAGGCACAGAACGAAAUAACCGAAACCCAUCAGUUCUACCGCUCGAUGCUAGACGAGCGCAGGGCCGAACUGUUGAAGGAACUGGAGAGUUUCUAUAACACCAAGAACAUGUCCCAAUCGGUGCUACUAACCAAGAGUCAGGAUCAGGUCGACAAAGUACUGCAGAGUUGCGAGUUUGUCGAACGCCUUAGUAAAUGUGCCGGCCUAGCGGAGACAAUCAUGUUGCGAAAGUUUAUGGAAAACAAGCUCCUGCUCUUCCCGAGUAUUACGCAAGACCUGCAAUCAUCCUACGAACUAGACUUUGUAUCGAACUAUCAGGCAAUCCAAGUUGGCGUACGGAACACAUUCGGCUACAUCCGAUCGACCUCUGAUAUGACCUCCACGACAAAGCAACCCCCGAUCGCCCGGCCUACAUCGACAAACGCGAAUUGCGGCUCGAACGGAGUUAUCGGAUCCAAUCUUAUCAUGACCAACGGCAACAGUCCGUCCAGCAGUACCGGCAGUUUGAAUAUGAUCCAGCACCAGAACCAGAUGAUGGUAAAUGGAGGCAACAAUGGGCAUCUAAUCGAUCGGCAAUACUCCAACGGUAAUGGCAACAGCGGAAACGGUAUGAGCAUGUCCACGUCACCCUCGCAAACCAACGGCGUCGGAGGAGGAGGUGGUGGUGGCGGUGGUUUAUCAUCGUUCGAUUCCAACAUAAUUUCGAAGCGCUUCAAUAGCGCCAACAGUUUGGGACCAUUCGUUGGAGAAGUGCAACCCCUGCAACCGUUAAACCCGUACGAAAAGUGGAGCAACGGGGGGACCGAUAUCUUCAACAACAUCAACGACCAGUACACCAUUCCGCUGAAUCACAUCCCACAGGAGUCGAUGAUUGAUCUCAGCUCGAAACUGAUGAAUACGUCAAUUUUCCCACCGAAGUCGCAGAUCAAGCGACAGAAAAUGAUCUAUCACUGCAAGUUUGGCGAAUUUGGUGUGAUGGAGGGGCAGUUCACGGAACCCAGUGGUGUGGCCGUCAAUGCACAAAACGAUAUCAUUGUGGCCGAUACCAACAAUCAUCGGAUUCAGAUCUUCGACAAGGAAGGUCGUUUCAAGUUCCAAUUUGGUGAGUGUGGCAAAAGAGACGGCCAACUGUUGUACCCGAAUCGCGUAGCGGUAGUGAGGACUUCCGGGGAUAUUAUUGUCACCGAACGAUCGCCCACACACCAGAUUCAGAUCUACAACCAGUACGGCCAGUUUGUGCGAAAGUUUGGCGCAAAUAUUCUGCAGCAUCCCCGCGGCGUUACGGUUGAUAGCAAGGGCCGUAUCGUGGUGGUAGAGUGCAAGGUGAUGCGAGUGAUUAUCUUCGACCAGUCUGGCAAUGUGCUGCAAAAGUUUGGCUGCAGUAAGCACCUGGAAUUCCCGAACGGUGUAGUGGUGAAUGACAAGCAGGAAAUUUUCAUUAGCGACAACCGGGCGCACUGCGUUAAAGUGUUCAAUUAUGAGGGCCAGUUCCUGCGGCAGAUUGGCGGCGAAGGUAUCACCAACUACCCAAUCGGAGUCGGAAUCAAUGCGAGUGGCGAGAUCCUUAUUGCAGACAAUCACAACAAUUUCAACCUGACCAUUUUCACCCAGGACGGCCAGCUAGUGUCGGCCUUGGAGAGCAAGGUCAAACAUGCCCAGUGCUUUGACGUGGCGCUGAUGGACGAUGGCAGUGUAGUGCUGGCGAGCAAGGAUUACAGAUUGUACAUCUACCGGUACGUUCAAGUACCGCCGAUUGGAUUGUAAAGGGAGGAGAAUCUGCGCGCCGAACAGGCGUGCGGAUCGAGUGAAUCCGGCGGAAGAGGCACUACUUUUUCGAGACACAGAAAAAACGCAAUAUGCAUGAAACGAACUGAUUCAACAUAGACGGGUGAGGGGGAAAAGUGUGUGUGUGCUCCUCGCCAAAAUUAUUGAACGACUGUGAGUGAAGUUUCGUCCCGAGAUAAACAAGAAGAAAAAAAAAGAACAUUAAGAACCAACUCUAGUCCUCGCCAUCUCCGCCGCCGUUUCCAGAGGAGGCCGUUCGUCUUCUGUUCUACAACAACUAUUCUACUAUUACUGUGCGUGUACAUGCGUUCGUUAGUUCGUUCGUGUGUGUGUGCUCGUAUGCAUGCGGUUUCGGAUCAGCCCGGAACGCAAUUCAACAGCGAAAGGAAAAUCUCCAUCUGAAACACAGAUCUCCAGCGAAGCAAGCGAGCGGCCAUCGCACACACAGGCCAGGAGAGACAAAGAAAGACCGAGAAAGAGAAUGAGUGAGAUGGAGAGUGGUCCAGAAAUGGCCAAGAACCAAGACGAUGAACCCGAGAAUGUAUCUACAGCGCGCGAGAGAGAGAGAGAGAGAGAGAGAGAGAGAGAGAGAGAAACCGGAAGAACGAGAAAUGCGGCCGCUCUUGUCAACGACGGACGACGGUUUAUUUGUUGGGCCUGCCGGCAAGCUGCAAACGGCGCGGGGUUCGACAGUGGGUUGCGCAUAUGUAGAAUACUGUGUGUGUGACACGCUUUCGCCGCGAAGAGCAGUAAGAAAAAAAGUAGAAGCGAGAGAAAGAAAAAAUGUGUGUUAUCAAUCUGGAAGCCAGCUGUUUACUACGGGCUGUUUUGGCGGCGGGUGAUGUCAAGUUCGUUGGCGGAAGUGCAUGCGGGGAGCCAUCGGUAGCAGAGAAGCGAACCAGAAUCAGCGUGGAGCACACAUACACAGAGAGAGAUAGAGAGAGAAACAGCAACCAUAAGACGUCGGGCCGGCCGCCGCGCGGAAUGAAGUCAACUGUGUUAGCUUUCGCCUCCACGGAACAGAAAAAAAAUUGGCAUCGGAACAGAAUUAAAUACACAAAACGAACGUGAGGAAAUCAGCGGUCGUUACGGCAGUUACACUCCUCAGAAGAAAACAGUUUUCCAAACUAUCGCAAACUAUCUUAUCUGUGUUCAUAAACUUAACAAACAAACAAACAAAAAAAGCAAAGAAGAGCUUGUCUGCGAGUGCCGAUCCGCUGCCAGGCCGCGCAGAUCUAAAAGGGACUGAGUGAAAAACGAGAACGAAAGGAGUUUGUUUUCAUUAAUUUUACAGUGCAGUAUUACUGAUUUUUUGUUUUGUUUUUUGCUCGUUUACACACGUUUACGUAAGGCCAAGGAGCGAUCCUUAAAUUGUAUUGUAAAGCUAUUAUUUUUUUUUAUUCAAUUGGUUUUUACCCUUAUAUACAUUGUCGUAGUUGCGUGCUCUAACUGUUUAUCCGCCUAAAGGAAACAAAACACUAUCUGUAGAAAGUAUCUCGUUAAUGUGUAAGACUCCCGGACAACUAUGUCAUAUUUGUGUGUGUGUUUUUUUUUGCUAACUACUCACUUUUACCUUAGCGGAUAGUCGUCUCUUUUUAGUUAUCUCAUUUUUUAAUUGUAUUUUUAUAUAUAAACUAUUAUUAUUUUUGAUAUAUUAUUAUUGCAUUUAGAAAACGACACAUUUUUAAAUUAAUAUUAUACACCUUUGUUGGUUAUGUUGAUUUUUGUUUUGUUAAAUUAUUACACGUAAGUUUUUGAGUUUAACGAGUUUUGACAAAACCUAUACUUGUAGUAGAGUAGCUCUGCGAGGACACUCGAAAUGCAGAAAAUGUAUAUUUUUUAAAGCAACGAAAUUUGAGCAAUCUGUACCCUGUAAGAUCACUUUUUGAAAAUGAGGAGGAAAAUUAUGUAGGCAAGCAUUUAAGCAGAGUGUGUUGUAACGCGUUCGUUUUUCUCCCAUUUUGUAGCAAGCAAAAACAACUUAAAGACACUGAGAAACAAACAAACAAACAAA
Molecule: messenger RNA, 5405 nt
Organism: Topomyia yanbarensis
Lineage: Eukaryota; Metazoa; Arthropoda; Insecta; Diptera; Culicidae
Gene: brat
Product: brain tumor protein
Exons: 4
Coding region: 635-3370 (911 amino acids)
Biological process (GO): negative regulation of translation
Molecular function (GO): protein binding; translation repressor activity; mRNA 3'-UTR binding
Source: RefSeq, a predicted model, not a curated record